AUGGACGAAGAUGAAAUUCUUGGAUACGUUACUGCAUACUUGAAGAAGAAAGGGUUCAAACAAACGGAAAAGGUUUUCCAAGAAGAAUUUCAGCAGAACAAAAGCAGUUCCUCAUCGAGUACUCUUCUCGAACCUGACAUUGCCAAUCACCUCCUUGCAUUCUCUCAGUUGGAGAAUGGUCCUGCUAGGUAUCAUAAUGGGUAUAGUAGGUUAAGAACGUGGACUUACUCUUCAUUAGAUUUAUACAGGCAUGAGUUGCUUCGUGUGCUUUAUCCUGUAUUUAUCCAUUGCUUUAUGGACCUCGUUGCGAAAGGGCAUAUUCAAGAAGCUAGGAAUUUUUUCAAUACUUUUCGUGAAGACCAUGAAUUGAUGCACUUACGUGACAUUCAAAAAUUGGAGGGAGUUCUUUCUCCUACUCAUUUGAAGGAAAUGGAAUUCGCUCAUUCACUAAGGCAGAGCAAAUUCAACAUAAAGAUAUGUGAGUAUUCCUAUGAACUUCUGCUGCAACAUCUACACAGUACCCAAUCCACCACUAUACUUGGUAUAGUCAACGAGCAUAUUAACUUCCAAGUUACUUCUGGACAACCUAGCUUGAUUUCCGAUGAUCCAGAAGCUGUUACCCUUAUUGGAAGCAGCCAGGAAGCAGCGAACCAGACAAACCAGAAAGAAAUACACUGGGGGUUGCUUGAAGAUUCGCUAGAAGAACGGUUAGAAAAGGCCGGGGCCUUGCUUUCAGACUCUGAAAAGGGUGAUGGGGAGACAAAAGAGGGGGAAAAUGAUGAGAGUAAGAAAAGAUCAAUUGAAGUUGGAAAGCAAGGUGCUUCAGUCAAAAAGAUAAAAAAGGACAAGGGUGGAAGCGCAACAGCGAAAACUGCAAAGCCUGAAGUUAGCACUGUAUCAGCAGCUCCUCGAGUUAAACCAGAACUCCCCUUGCCCACAAUUCCAACAGAGGUAGAACACUCCAUCCUUGAAGAUUUAAGGAACCGUGUACAACUUAGUAGUGUUGCGCUGCCAUCAGUUAGCUUUUAUACUUUCAUCAAUACACAUAAUGGUUUAAGCUGUUCAUCAAUAUCUCAUGACGGAUCAUUGGUUGCUGGAGGAUUUUCUGACUCGUCACUAAAGGUUUGGGAUAUGGCCAAGCUUGGACAACAACCCUCCAGUUCUCUUUCACAAGGUGACAAUGAUACGGCACAAAAUGAACAAACUCUUGGGAAAAGUGGCGGGAAGAGACAAUAUACGCUGUUUCAAGGUCACGCCGGACCGGUUUAUGCAGCCUCUUUUUGUCCCGUUGGCGAUUUCCUACUUUCAUCGUCAGCAGACUCAACAGUUCGAUUAUGGAGCACAAAGCUUAAUGCCAAUCUUGUUUGUUACAAGGGCCACAAUUAUCCUGUCUGGGAUGUUCAGUUUAGUCCCAUGGGGCAUUAUUUUGCCAGUUGUUCACAUGACAGAACUGCUAGGGUUUGGUCCAUGGACAGGAUACAUCCCUUAAGAAUAAUGGCGGGACACUUGUCUGAUGUUGAUUGUGUCCAAUGGCAUGCCAACUGCAACUACAUUGCCACUGGUUCCAGUGACAAAACAGUUCGACUAUGGGAUGUGCAGAGUGGAGAGUGCGUCCGGGUUUUUGUUGGUCACAGGGGUAUGGUCUUGUCUUUGUCAAUGUCUCCUGAUGGGCGCUAUAUGGCAUCUGGUGAUGAAGAUGGCACAAUCAUGAUGUGGGACCUCUCAAGCGGCCGCUGUGUCACUCCUUUGGUUGGUCACACAUCAUGCGUCUGGUCACUCGCUUUCAGUUCUGAAGGUUCUAUUCUAGCAUCUGGAUCUGCUGAUUGCACUGUAAAAUUAUGGGAUGUAAAUACGAGCACUAAGGUUUCAAGAAUUGAAGAAAAAAAUGGAAAUACUAACAGACUCAGAGCACUCAAGACCCUACCAACCAAAUCUACCCCGGUUAACGCAUUGCGGUUUUCUCGAAGGAAUCUUCUCUUUGCAGCUGGAGCUCUUGUAAAAAAUGUUUAA
Lathyrus sativus (Indian pea) is the source of this 2010-nucleotide messenger RNA. Lineage: Eukaryota; Viridiplantae; Streptophyta; Magnoliopsida; Fabales; Fabaceae. The record is from the annotation of a GenBank genome assembly.